CUACUUUAAAACCGAUUCCUCCUCAUCUUCAGCGUUCCUGAUAUAUUUUUUUAAUACUUAUAUCCCCACUUCUAUAGAGUCCUGCAUAAUCUCAUUGAGAACUUGUAGCAGAGCAUUUCCAAUCUCCUUUAAAGACGAAAGGAAAAUAUAACUUUAGCUUUUUUAUUUUCUUCUUUAUAAUAUGUUCUUCUUGGAUUCUUUAUUACCACUUUGCUUUAUUUAAUUGGUUACUUUUCCCCCCCUGUUUUUCGUACUUUUUAAGUGCUCAUUUUUGGUUGGGAAAAAAAGUGCCCUUUAGUUUUGGUGAUUCAGCUCUAUCUCUCUCUCACUAUUUUUUUUUUUUUUUUUUUUCUCUCUGAUUCCUUUAUGCCUUUUUUUGGCCUUCCAUUUUCUUUUUGGAUGAAAAAGAGUGAACUUUGCUUUCCCAAUAAUAUACAAAUGUUUUUAUCAAAAAAAUAAUAAUAUACAAAUGUUAGUGACAAAUAUCUUUUCUCAUGUAAUUUCGUUUUUACCCACUUUGAUGUUCACUCACUCACCAUAUAUAUACGUACUUAAAUAUGAAAACUUUGCUGAAAGGGCGAAAUUUCCUUGAUUUAUCCAUCUGAAAGAUGAGCAUCAGUAUAUUAUUAGGCUCUCAUUAUUUCUUAUUCUGUUCAAAUUUUUUGAUUUGAAAGCUUCUUACAUUAAAGAUCAAUGUAUUUGCAUAAAAAUAGUGUGAUUUUGUAACCCAGCCUAUUUUCCUUUUUGUAUGUUAUGCUGCUGCUUUUCCUUUUUUUAUCUGCUUCACCUUUCAACUAAGCAUUAUAGUAAAAGUUAAACGUUUCUUUUUGAAAUUUCAAUUUUAUGUCCUUUACAAUAGUAAAGCUCUCAUGCUGAGGCAUGAUUAACGCUCAUGAAUUUCACCUUCAUACUUCUGAGAAGACAAGUAUGUUAAUUUCAUUUUAAAGGGUGGCUAAUAAUUGAUUCUGCUUCAAAACUUACAUGGUAUUCUUUCAUAAUUUUUCUUCUUGAACCAGGAGAGAAAAAAGGGCAGCCGGAGUUGAACUCAACAUAGUGGUAUCCUUGUCACACUGAAGAAAUUACCCAUGAAGUUCAAGCCCUCCAUUGCUGCACUUGUAUUCCUUUUCUUUGCACUGCAAGUUAUCUCUGACCUGAAUUCUGAUAGAGAAGCACUACUUGAUUUUGCUGCCUCAAUCAUCCAUACGCAGAAACUCAACUGGGAUGCUGAUGCUCCAGUUUGCUCCUCUUGGAUCGGAAUAACUUGCAAUCAAAACAAAAGCCGUGUGAUUGCCGUCCAUCUUCCAGGUUCUGAACUUGCUGGAUCUAUCCCAGCUAACAGUAUAGGAAAGCUUGAUGCUCUUAGGGUCUUGAGCCUUCGUUCCAACCUUCUCAGUGGAAAUCUUCCUUCUGAUAUUCCAUCCAUUCCUUCCCUUCAGUUUCUUUACCUCCAACAGAAUAACUUCUCUGGUGCUUUUCCUUCAUCUCUCUCCCACAGACUGGUGGUGUUGGAUUUAUCUUUCAACUCCAUCUCUGGAAAUAUUCCAACCACAAUUCAGAAUCUUACACGGCUCACUUCAUUGAAUCUCCAAAACAACUCCAUCUCUGGAGCAAUACCAAAUCUCAACCUCCCAAGGCUCAAGCUUUUGAAUGUCAGUUAUAAUAAACUGAAUGGUUCAAUCCCAUCUUCCCUCAAAAAGUAUCCAAGUUCUUCAUUUGUUGGGAAUUCUCUACUCUGUGGGCCACCUUUGAACAAUUGUUCUGCAGCCUCCUCUGCUCCAACUCCAACUCCAACUCCUUCCCCUUCCCCUUUUUCCUUGCCAUCCACACCAACACUUCCUCAGAGUCACAAUGCUUCCCCAAAUAGAAAAUUGGGUGCAAACUCUUUCAUCGUUCUGGCAAUCGGGGGCGCUGCGGUUCUGUUUUUUAUUGUUCUGGUGCUAUUCAUGUGUUACUGCAAAAAGUCUAAAACUGAAGGCAGUGGAAUAUUGAAAGGUAAAGCCUCAGCUGGUGGAAAGAAUGAAAAGCCUCAGGAUUUUGGAAGUGGAGUGCAAGAGGCAGAGAAGAACAAAUUGUUCUUCUUUCAAGGCUCAUCUUACAGUUUUGAUCUUGAGGAUUUAUUGAGGGCGUCUGCUGAAAUUCUUGGUAAGGGAAGCAACGGGACAACCUAUAAGGCGGUUUUGGAAGAUGGGACAACAGUGGUGGUGAAAAGGUUAAAAGAAGUACUGGUUGGAAAGAGGGAGUUUGAGCAGCAGAUGGAGGUUGUGGGAAGAGUUGGACAGCACCCAAAUGUAGUACCACUUAGAGCUUAUUACUAUUCCAAGGAUGAGAAGCUUUUAGUCUACAACUACAUGCCCGCUGGCAGCUUGUUUAUGCGCUUGCAUGGAAACAAAGAUGCGGAAGGAAGAACUCCACUGAACUGGGAAUCAAGAAUCAAGCUGUCCCUUGGAACUGCAAAGGGAAUUGCACACAUUCACUCUGAAGGUGGUACUAAAUGCAUCCAUGGCAACAUAAAGUCCUCAAAUGUCCUCCUCACACAAGACUUGGAAGCCUGCAUUUCUGAUGUUGGCUUAGCACUCUUAAUGAACUUCCCUACAAGCAUGUCUCGAACCAUUGGAUACCGAGCUCCAGAAGCCAUUGACACCCGGAAGAUAACUCAGAAAUCCGAUGUUUACAGCUUUGGUGUGCUUCUCCUAGAAAUGCUAACAGGCAAAACACCACUCCGGUAUCCAGGGCAAUACGAUGAAGUGAUCGAUCUGCCAAGAUGGGUUCGAUCUGUUGUUAGGGAGGAAUGGACAGCUGAGGUUUUUGAUGUGGAGCUGAUGAGAGAGCAGCAAAUUGAAGAGGAGCUGGUUCAGAUGCUUCAGAUUGCACUGGCUUGUGUAUCAAAGCUUCCAGAGUCACGCCCAAACAUGGAUGAAGUUGUUAAGAUGAUAGAGGAAAUUAGGCAACCAGAUUCCAAGACUAGGACUUCCUCUGAUCAGUCUGAGUCUAAUGUGGAGACCCCAUGAAAAAAGCUUUAGCAGCUAUGGAGUACUCAACCCCAUUAGCUUCUAACCAAAUCAUUUUCAUCUUAUUUUUAGAAGGCAGUUUGGAAAGUUCUAAUGCAUAUGGAUAAACAUGAUUAGGCAGGCUCUACUGAUCAUGACCAUUUAUAUGCACAACUUUUAGUUUGAAUUGCUGUCCUCUAUUUCCUGAAUAGAGAUUUUUAGUGUGCAAAUCUCCAGAAUAAUGGGUUUCUUAAUUC
Molecule: messenger RNA, 3244 nt
Organism: Ziziphus jujuba (common jujube)
Lineage: Eukaryota; Viridiplantae; Streptophyta; Magnoliopsida; Rosales; Rhamnaceae
Product: probable inactive receptor kinase At5g58300
Exons: 2
Coding region: 1086-3008 (640 amino acids)
Biological process (GO): protein phosphorylation
Molecular function (GO): protein binding; protein kinase activity; ATP binding
Source: RefSeq, a predicted model, not a curated record